Acanthopagrus latus (yellowfin seabream) is the source of this 1856-nucleotide messenger RNA. RefSeq lists its product as uncharacterized. The transcript is spliced from 6 exons. Lineage: Eukaryota; Metazoa; Chordata; Actinopteri; Spariformes; Sparidae. Gene Ontology annotation, molecular function: signaling receptor activity. The coding region runs from base 123 to 1841 and encodes 572 amino acids. The record is from RefSeq and is a predicted model, not a curated record.
UAGAAGUACCGUGACCAGGCACAGAUAAACAACAGUCGCAAAGAGGGUGGAAGAACGUCACCGGUACAAGACGCAUCGUACAGUAAAUCACAGUCUACAAACAGAUCGUGCAGAAGAUCAAGAUGAAGACACUAGCAUUGCUCUUACUGAGCCUAACAGUGGCUCUGGGAGUGCCAGCACCUCCUCCAGGAGUGCCACAGAAUCCUGUCUUGGCUGAAGGAGACCUGCACCCUCUGCUGGCAGAUGUGCUGCCGGUGCAGGGUCACGUGGUGGUGAAAGAUCCCGCUCCACAGGUCAGGCUCGGCUCCCAGGAGGAGAAGGAAAAACUGGCUCCGGCCCCGGUGGACGUGCAGCAGGGUCAGCAGGUGGUGGGACUGGCGGUUAAAGUGAAGCCAGAAGCUGUAGCGGAGCGAAAGGAUGGAGUGCGGACAGAGGUUAAGGUGGAGCCAGAGGUUAGAGAAGUUAAAGCAGAGCCACAAGUUAAAGCAGAGGCCGAGGUUAAGGUGGAGCCAGAGGUUAAUGCAGAGGCAGGAGCUAAGGUGGAGCCAGAGGUUAAUGCAGAAGAAGAAGAGAAUCCAGACUUUAAGCUAGAAUCAGAGGAAAAGGUGGAGCCAGAGGUCAUGGCCGGACUAGAGCUCAACGAGAAUCCAGAGGCUGAGAUAGAGCCAGAUGUUCAAGGGGAGCCGGAGCCUGAGUACCAGCCCAUGUUCAAUGAGGAGCAAGGGGCUCAAGAGGAGUACCAGGUGCAAAUGAACCUCGAGGACGAGCCUGACACAGAGUUUGAGAGGCACAUUGACAUGGAGGGAAGGUAUGGAAUGAUGCCUGAGCCAAUCAUGGAGCUGGAGCCAGAGGAUGACGACAACAUGUUUGGAGAGGAACUGGGCGACACAGAGCUGUCAGAGGUGGAAAUCUCUCCGAGGGGGGCGUUUCAGAACGAGGAGGGACGCGCUGAGGAGAGGUUUUUAGGGGCAGAACCGAUCAUGGAGCUGGAGCCACUGGAUGAAGACAUGCUUGGAGAGGAACCGAGCAACACGGAGCUCGACCAGGCGGAAAGAUCUUUGAGGGGGGCAUUUAAGAAUGAAGAGCCUGUCAUUCAAAUGCCUCCAGAGGAGGAGGGACUCGCUGAGGAGAGGUUUUUAGGGGCAGAACCGAUCAUGGAGCUGGAGCCACUGGAUGAAGACAUGUUUGGAGAGGAACAGAGCAAUGCAGAGCUCGCAGAGGCGGAAAAGUCUUUGAAGGAGGCUUUUCGGAGUGGAGAUCCUGCUGUUCAAUCUCUGCCAGAGGAGGAGGAGGGACUAGAGGCUGACGCAGAGUUUGAGAGACACAUUGACAUGGAAGGAAAAAAUGAAAUGGUGGGCGAGACAACCACAGAGCUGGAGGAUGACGGCAACGUGUUUGGAGAUGAACUGAGCAAUGCCACCAGAGGGAGCUAUUGUCCUGGAGUGCUAUAUGAGGAGAAGUGUUACCUGUUCUUCAGAGGGCCAAAGAAGGCUGCAGAUGCAGAGUUCUUCUGCCAGGAUCAUUUCCCUGGUGGUCACCUGGCCUCCAUCACCAGCCAACACAUCCACCUGAAGCUAAUGAAGUUGAUCCUGGAUCAAAACGGGUCGUGCACACGCACCUGGGUCGGGGGCCUACGAUAUCUGGAUACUAAUCGCUUUAUCUGGUUGGAUGGAUCGCGCUGGAACUACAGUGAUUGGCUGAGAGGGGAGCCCAAUAACACGGCAAACAAGGAGAACUGUUUGGAGGUGCUGUCAUGUGGAGAUGGAAAGUUCAAUGACUUCACAUGCUGGGAACCACAGGCUUUCAUCUGCUCCUACACUGCAAAAGAAAGUCAAAUGUAAAAAAAAAAAACCCAA